Molecule: messenger RNA, 9074 nt
Organism: Malaya genurostris
Lineage: Eukaryota; Metazoa; Arthropoda; Insecta; Diptera; Culicidae
Gene: mam
Product: neurogenic protein mastermind
Exons: 7
Coding region: 1125-5180 (1351 amino acids)
Biological process (GO): intracellular signal transduction; Notch signaling pathway; positive regulation of apoptotic process
Cellular component (GO): apical junction complex; nuclear speck; nucleus
Molecular function (GO): protein serine/threonine kinase activity; transcription coactivator activity
Source: RefSeq, a predicted model, not a curated record
AGAGUCGGUCGGUAGUUGCUCAGCACAUUUCUACGCGUACGGCAAUGUUUGAUACGAUGAUUUUCGAGGAAGUGUUCGACGCGACAGCAUAAGCCUGUUGUCAUGUCAUAAGUGUAUAUUAAGAGAGGGUUGUGAUUUAUAAAAGGUUAUGCUUUUUGCGCGCAGAAAUUAUAUGUGCUUGCUUCGGAAGAGCAAUACUAGAAGAACCAAUAAGUGGAAAGUGGAAACAAAUUAAAUGAAGAAUAUUGUGACCUAAACAAUGAAAUCACAAUUGUCAAGUCGUGAUUCAGCGAAUACCGAGUAAAUACAGAAAUAAAACGUAUCAAUGACGUGCGCUACGCGAUAAUAAUCGACGAAAUUAAAGUGCGAACCAGCAACUAUGUGCUAAGUGGAACAGAGCAAGCUAUGUAUUUGUUUUGAUUUUUGCAAACCAACGGUUGUUGCUGUAUCAGCAGUCCCACGAACGAAGAUAGCAGUCAGCCGCGUGGAUUUCCAACUAAAUAUGUUUUCAGAUAGCGGGACGGAAAUGAAUUUGGAGAUGGAAGUACUACAAAGAGCGCAGCAACGACUAUGCAACAACAAUUGAAGUGAAAAAAAAACUGAAUCGAUGAAUGAUGACCCGCUCUGGCCAUCAGAUCAGUCGUCGAUAUGGAUGUGAUAAAAGAAGGUACAAUUGUUGGAAACCAGACAGUCGCGCGUGUAUGAGUGUUUUUUUUUGCGGUUCUGAUGACGAAGUAAGCACGAAGGAAGAAAAUACAAAGUAUUGUGUCUGAUGUGUGCUUGGUGCAACAGUGAUUGGCUUGAGGUCAACAAAUAGAAUGAGUGGUCCUUACGACAGUUCAUAUUCGGCCGGAAGGGAGUGCAGUCACCGAAAAUUUGACGUGCGACAUUUGUGAAAAUAAAACAACGAAUUGGUUUCAAUCAAUUAGCUUACAUUGAACGUGGCUGUGUGUUCAUGUGUAAAAUAGCUCCAUUCAUUAGUGCAAAGCACGAAUCUCGAGAACGGUUAUUUUUCGGUGGUGAAAGAGAAGCUAAAUCAACAGCAAAUUGGAGACUGAUCAGCCUAAGAUUUGUGGAACACGCGCUCGCCGGCGUGCUACCACAAGUUCCAGUCGAAAUUCUGUAUGGAUGCGGGAGGUCUCCCAGUAUUUCCGGGUGCCAAUCAGGGCAAUCACCUGAACAGUCUCCACCUACAGCAGCAGCAGCAACAACAGCAACAGCAACAACAGCAGCAUCAUCUUCAGCAAGCUCAGCAAUUGACCCUGCAGCAGCAGCAGCAAAUGCAGUUGAUCAACAGUCAACAUUUACAGCGACAACAACAGCAGCUCCACCUUCAACAGCAACAACAACAGCAGCAACAUCAGCAACAAGGUGACUUGAUCCCGGCCCGCAGACAGACCGUAUUCGAUAGGCUCAAGCGUCGAAUAGAAACCUAUCGGCGUCGACAGUCGGACUGUACGCCUAGAUUCGAGCAGGCAUUCAGCGGAGUUUGUGAGCAACAAGCUAACGAAACCAGUGCCCUGCAGAAAAAGUUCCUGGAGGCAAAAAACAAACGGGCACUCAAAAAAGCCGAAAAAAAGCAGACUGACCUACCGCCGCAGUCUCAGCAGCAGCCUACGCAAACGACGAUCGCCGGGAAUCUGCAGAGCAGUGUUCAUGUGCAACAAAAAUUCCUAAAAAGACCAGCAGACGACGUCGAUUCCGCCUCCGACUCGUACGAGCCACCGGUUAAGCUCCAGCACAACGGCUCCGAGAAUCUGACCAAAUUUUCGGUCGAAAUCGUCCAGCAGCUUGAGUUUACGACGUCUGCGGCCAAUUCCCAGCCGCAACAGAUCAGUACGAACGUGACGGUCAAAGCACUAACGAAUGCGUCCGUCAAAAGUGAGGGCCCCAGUCCGGCCCAGCAGCAACAACAGGGCCAGGGCGGACCCGGAACGAAUGGGGGAGGGAACGGUGGUCAAUCUACUGGCGGCGGACACAAUGCAAGUAAUCCAGUGCCGUCCCCACACCUGCAUGACCUUGGCCACAUUGUGGACUUCAAGCAGGAACCGGAAAACGAAUUCGCUGACCUGUCGGCGGCCCUUGAGAAGGACGCUGCUGCCAACGGCCACUUCCCCGGAUUAUCCGAUCUCAUCGGGGACGAUACCAAUGAUGACAGUGAUACCUUCAAAGAUCUCAUUUCGGAUUUGUCCGACUUUCAUUCCGAUUUCCUGGACUUUGAAGAAAAACCUGCGACUCAGCAACCUCAGCCCCACGCCACUCAGCAACAGCAGCAGCAACAACAACAGCAGCAGCAUCAGCACCAACAUCACCAGCAACAGCAACCUACUCCGCAGAUGCUACACUCCCAGCAGCAACAACAGAUUGAGGUGAAGCAGGAAACGUGUAUCAAACAAGAGCAUCCCAGUCCUGGUAUGUUGGACAAUAUGGGUAUUAAACGCGGUAGUCCUGUGACGCAACAAUUCCCGAAUGCUUUCAACGAUGGGCUGGGACCAAAACGAGGCCCCUAUGGAAAUCCUCAGAAUGGUCCUAUGUCCGAACUGUCACCAGCAGCUCAAACACUUAAGCACAUGGCCGAGCAACAUCAGCACAAGAACGCUAUGGGAAUAGGAUUCCCUCGAGGUCCUCAACCGAACUCUCAACGACCGCCAUAUUCGGAGUUCAAUCAGUUUGCUAAUCAAGACUUUAUAAAUAACCCGGCUUCUGUGCCCGGUGGUAAUUCUGUUGGCAAUCAAUUCCAUAAAGGUAAUGUGCCUCCGUUCGCUGGAGCGGACCUGAUCAAGCAGGAACUCUACUCCCCGCAGAAUGAAUUUGAUCUCAAACCCCAGCUGGGCCGCAUGCCUCCACAGAUGGGUGGCCCGGGUCCGAAAAUGGGUCCUGGCCCUGGUGGCUUCAACAAACCAAAUCAACAACAAUACUCGCCAUAUGGAUCCCCGGCCGGCGGUGGUGCAGCAGGAGCUGGUGGGGGUGCGGCCAAUCAUGGUAGCCCACACGGACCGGGAUACAUUCCGCCGAGAGGUCCCGGACCCGGACCGGGUGCAGGCGGUGGUGGAUCGGCAGGUGCUGGGAAUCCGAGUGGUGCUGGAAGUAAUACUGGGGCAAACGCCAAUAGCGGAAACAGUGGUGUUCCUCCCCGGGGCGGUGGCCCGAUGGGAGGUGGAGCGCCCAAUGCGACCAUGCUACAGAUGAAACAGACCCAACAGCUGCACAUCAGCCAGCAGGGCCCGGGAGGGCAUGGUAUACAGGUUUCAGCGGGUCAACAUCUGCAUCUUAGCGGUGACCUUAAAACAGGUGUCUCAGUAGCGGCUCAGCAAGGUGUGUUCUUCAGUCAACAGCAACAAGCGCAACAGCAGCAAUCCAACCAGCAACAAUCUCAGCAAAAUACCCAACAGCAACAAGGACCACAGCAAGCGCAGCAACCUCCCAAUGCUGGUGUUCCUAAUCCGCAGCAACAACCUCCCAAUCAAAGCAAUCCAAACGGAGUUGGAGUCGGAGGAAACCCCAAUAAUCCUAAUGGACCUAAUCAAAAUAAUUCGCAGCAACAGCCAAAUCAAGCUCCUCCCAACUCGCAAGGUUCUUCCAUGGAGUCCCAGUACACUGUAUCGCAGUCGCAAACAAUCAACUUCACUCAGCAAGCGCUUCGACAGCGACAACAGCAGCAGCAACAACAACAGCAACAAGGAAAUGUUCCCGGUGGGAUGUCGAACCAAGCCCAGCCGCAGUCUGGUUCUCAACAGCAACCCGGUGGUCCAGGAGUACCGAAUCCCCAAGCACAACAACAACAACAGCAAGGUCCACAACCGGGUGGUCCGAACUCUGGCAUUUCAACCGGACCGAUGACCCACGGUGGGCCAAUGGGAAGUGGACCAAUGGUUCAGAAUCCAAAUGUUCCUCUAGGAAUGGGUGGUAUGGGCAUGGGUCCUAACGGGGGCCUAAGUGGACUUAAUUCGAUGGUUUCAAAUUCAAUGGGCGGUCCGGGAGGACAAAUGAUGCAUAACAGUAUGGGCCCUGGAGGAGUUUCGGGUGGUCCGACCGGGCCGAUGGGUAUGCGGUACAUGCAGCAGCAACAGCAGAUGAUCCGAGCACAGGCGAUGCAGCAGCACAUGGCUGUGGGAGGCAGGCCUCCACCACCUGACUACAAAGCAACACAGCAGAGUGGAAAUCCGAAUGCGGCAAUGUUAGCCGCACAACAACAACAGAUGCUACAUGCAUCCGGUGGUCGAUUUCCUGCCAUGCGUCGAAUCACGCAACAGCCAAUUCCGCCCUCCGGACCAAUGAUGAGGGUACAACAUGCAGCUUAUAUGCAGCAGCAUGGGCAUGCCGGACCUCGAGGACUUGGAGGGUUCGGACCAGGAGGCACCGGUGGACCGAUGGGAGGUGGUUCUGUGCAAAGACCUCCAAAUGUACAAGUUGGUCCCGAAGGAAUGCCGAUGGGUUCGCAGCAAGCUGAGUGGAGACACAUGAUUAUGUCUCAGCAACAAAGUAUGAGUUUUGCCGGAAACGGUGGCAAUAUGAGAGGAGGAUUUGGAGGGGGUCCAGGUGGUGCAAGUAACUCAAUGGUUAUGCCUAAUGGGGGCCCCGUUGGUCGAAUGGAUCCCGCGGCUGGUGGUGGUCCUGCUGGUGGUAUGACACAGCUUCAGAUGCAACAACAGGUACUAUUGCGCCAGCAGCAACAACAACAACAACAGCAGCAAAGUAUGGGGAUGUACCAGGCACAAGGGCAGAUGGGAGGCGGUGGAGGCAUGGGUCAAAACCCAAUGCAGCAGAUGACCAUGAUGCAGCAGCAGAGUAUGAUGAGUCAGAUGCAAAUGAGCCAAAUGCACAUGAGCCAAACUCAAACUAUGGCCAUGCAGCAGGCGAACCAGCAACAAUCUGUGAUGAAUUCAUUUAACAAUCCUGGUAUUGGCCCAGGCCCAGGUCCAGGAGGAGGACCAGGACCCGGAGGAGGUAACGGAAACGGUAACAACAAUAGCAACAAUGGUAAUAGCAAUGCGAACAAUAGCAGCAGUAACAACGGAGGUCCUAAUGGACCCAACAACAACUCAUCCGUAAUGCCCAACACGGACUUUAGUUUAGAGUUCCUCGAAAAUUUACCAGUGGGUGAUCCUAGUCAGUUCAAUGCACAGGAUCUUCUCAGUUCACUGGAUAACGAUAAUUUCAACAUACAAGAUAUUCUGUAAAAAUGGUUCAUCCAGUAGUUGGAUGGCUAGAUUGAUUGCAUUUAGCACUAACGAAAUAGUUCAAGUAUAAGAAAAUUGCCUGUAAGGCUCGUUUCCAAUGAUGAUUGGAACGAUAAAAUGUUCGACACGGAAUAACAGAUAUUUAUUAAUUACAAGUGAAUCAAACAUCUAGCGAAAAUAAGAUGAAUCAAAACAAAGGACGGCCGUCGGCUAGCGAAUACCGUUCGGCAAAAAUUCUGUACAUAGCGAAGUAUUUCUUGCUGUACAUAGCAUUUGCUACUCGUUGAAGCAUAACGAAUAGGUUUACUUUUCUAUAUACAUAACAAAACUGUAGUAUGUAAGAGCAACACUUUUUUCGUUGUACGUUACUAUUAAUUUAUUGCAUUGAAAACAAUUAAAAAUUACGAGAAUAAUAUACACAGAAAGACGUGUUGUCGAAAAAAUAAAUAAUAACUCUCUUAACUAAUUAGUCGUUUGUAAAUAGCUGAAGAUAAUAGCAUCAGGAUAAACAUUCCUUUACUUUUAUGACACUGUUUGGAUUAGAUGAAAACACGCCAGCAUAUUACGGACUUCUUCGAAGUGGUUUUGAUUUGUUGACCAUUAUCUGUUAGUUACAUACUGCCUGAACCGCGAGAAGAGUGACAAAAAGUACUACCCUUUUCGUUUACCGGCGUUGUUCCUGUGAUUUGAAGUUUACGCAUAUACCUUUUCGCAUCUUAUACGCGGACAAUGAAACACACUAGAUGAUAAAAGUGACAGUAACAGUAACAAUUCUAAAGAAGGAAAAUAAAGAUCAUCAUAGAAAGUAGCUUAUUUUUGAAGGGAAUAUUUGAUGGUAGCACACUGGGGUUCGGGGAUAGUAGAAAAUUUUGUAUUCAAAGCAAAAUUUUCAACUAACAUUUAAAUAGGAACUAGAUAAGUAAACAAAAUGUCACAACGACAUCAGUAUGCAUAGAACAAUUUAAAUGGAACUUAUGUAAUAAAAUUUAAACAGAACAACAACAAAAAACACUAAUAGCAUCAAAUCAAACAUUAUUCGCUAACAUAGAAAUAUUGAAUAACUAACUUAUCUGCAUUUCGACACAGACUUUUCCGAAACGUGCUGCUUCCUCACUAGUCUCAACUCAAAACUAGCAUCAAUUUAGCGCGAGGCGGAUUACUUUGGGUGAAGUUCUAUUGCAAUUGUGCUGCCCCAGUCCCGUGACAUGUAAAUGUAUGUUUCCGAAAUGAAAUAAUUUGUAGUAACGAAGCGGGCAAGAACUUCUUAAGUUUAUUGAAGAUUUUGUGUAUAUCGUAUUUCGAUUGUUGUAUACAGUUAGGAUAAUAAGUGUUUUCUAUUGAACAAAUUUAGAAAUAUGAUCAUUUAUUUGUUUCGCUCUUCAUUAAUGCAUAAGGGUUAAAAAAAGCUUCUGAUUAUACUCGACAGAGACCAGACCAAAACAUCCUUAAUCGAUAUAUAAACAUUUCCUUUGAUGUUACUAUAAAAACAUGCUUUUGGGCAUCUAUGGUUCAUUUGCUAAAAUUCUCUAUUUAUAUUACUUUAUAGACUUAUUGGUAAUGGCAACAAAAUUAAACUUGUCAAAUUUGAUAUGGUUAAACAGCAAAAUACUUUUUCAGAUAUGAAGAUAUAUUUUUUUAAGGUACGCUCGUGAUGCACGUAGGCAUCUUUUACAAAUAAAGUACAUUUUUUCUGCGGGUAGUCAACUGAAAGGCUGACUAAAAAUAAAGUGAAACUGAAACUGUCCAAUAUUUUUCGAUUGGUUGAAAUUCUGGAUAAUUCGGAGCAUUUAUUCAUUAGCUUGGGGAUGAUAUCGAUCCUGUUGGUAGCAUACCGCACCAGAUCCACCUUGGAGUAAUGGCAGUUGGCCAAAACUAGCAAAAAGAUGACUUUGCCUCUACGCUUGAGGAUGAACAGCAAAACACACUUUUAUAUCGUUUAUUUAGCUCCAGCCUUAGCUCUAAAAAGUCUCUUUAUCACGUACAUUUUUAUGUAAACUUGGGAUGUCAUCGUCGAAGAUGUAAUGAAUGUUUACAGUUUUAAGGCCACGACUGCAAAUCGCUUGCCAAAUCGUGACCUUCUUCGCGAACUUUUAGGCAAACCCGAACUUGAAUCUUUCCGGCUCAUGCACACGAGAGUCGUUCAAGAAUAUUGCACGAUUUUUGGCCGAGGAAUUUUGUUGCAUAUGCCGGUUCGCAUGUUUACAAGCUUAGUACAACUUGUAUCCUUCUCGACAAAGAUGUUGUUCCGCACCGUUUGAAAGUUGGUGUUAUAACUUCUGACCACAUCUCGGACCGAAAGAUCGGGGUUGGCUUUAAAAUUUUACUUACAAUCUAAGGUAACUAGCCAUUGUUGAAAAACACAAUAGCAGCUCUCUCCUCUAGAUGUUUGCUAGAUAAAUCUUUGUGAAAAAACAUCAUUUUAUUAGGAAAAACGAAUCAAACUAAUAUUUUUUUUUGAAUUUCCACUCAAAGACAACGUAAUUGCCCCUUAACGCACUUCAACACAUUGUUGGGCAGCUGAAGAUCCCUGGUUCCAGUGUUAUCAUAUGUCCGCUGAUUCUACCUCACACUCAGGGUUUCUUGUAGGUUUGGAGCACACGACAAACUAUUAUUUCGGCAUCUUCAGCACUUUAGUCAGCUUGAAACCGGAUCACUCCGUAUUUUCCAGGUAUUUGUGCAAAAUAUUUUACUAGAACAUUUUACUAGAACAUGAGUUUUGAAUCAGUCUCAGGGACACUUCGCUUGAGUAACGUGAAGCUGAGUACAGUUUAGUUUAAUUUUAUCAAAGCUGGUCGGUAUUUUACAACUAUGGCUACAUUUCAUUGGAACCUUUACUAUGAGACUGGGGCACAAGCGCAUACAUACAGGAACAGUUACUUACUAUUCUACCGGGAUUGGUCUACUUUCAACUACAAAAGUCUCGAGUAUAGUCAAUCAAAGGUCGUCGUCAGUUAAAUUCAACUUCUUCGUACUGUAACUGUAAUUUAUAAGUAUUUAAAUUAAAACGCAGAAUUAAACAAACCCUGGUCACCGUGCGACUAUUUAUUAAACAAAACCGAUGUUAAAUAACAUAAUCUUAAAUGACAAACGACAAACUAAACAGUAGUCAACAACAACAGUAGUCUGUUAGUACUAGUAGAAAUAGUUACAUAAUUGACAUUAGUACUAAACCAAGGCGAAAAACAGAUGAAAAUAGUUGAUCAAAAUUUUCAUUUGUUGACGACAGCAACAGUCACAGAUAUAUAGUUAAUGAACAAGACCAGUCAGUCAUUAGUGGCUCUGAGUAGAUAUAGUGAACAUCAUUCUACAACCCGUUGGUUGAAACGGUUUACUUAUUCACAUAUACGAAAAAAAUGUAUACAGAAAGUUUUAAGGAUUUACUCACAUACACACAGGUAUACUGAGUACGGAUUCAGAUUCAGUUUAACCUUUAGUUUUGUACAGUUGCAAGUUGUUUUUUCCCAUGAAACGCAUAUUCAGUUAAUUAUUUUUGCUGUGCAUGUUUCACGGCAUAGUUUUCGUACUGCGAUAAGUGGAAUUUUAAAUGUAUAUUUUUUUUACUUUUUGAAGAAAAUUUGAAUGCCAGAUAUGUUUAGCGAUCUACUAUUCUAGAUACGCGUGUACAGUUCCGAACGAGGUGCAAGGGGGAGAUUUUUUUACAAACAGAUAUUUUCCUUAUGAUUAUAAAAAGAAUAUUUUUAUAUUUUUCAUUUGAGAUGUACAUAUUUUUACUAUAUUUUUUAUUUCUCCGCAUACGGUGAAAUGUAAACAAAGCAACAGCAUUGAAAAUCAUUUACUUACGACAAAUAUAACAACAAAAAAUCAUGAAAACAUGGAAAACAAGUUCAUUGGCACAAGGAAUAAAAGAGAAUAAAAAUAGAUAAUUUAAUUGAA